Pristis pectinata (smalltooth sawfish) is the source of this 3321-nucleotide messenger RNA. RefSeq names its product protein FAM184B-like. The record is from RefSeq and is a predicted model, not a curated record. The coding region runs from base 1 to 3321 and encodes 1106 amino acids. Lineage: Eukaryota; Metazoa; Chordata; Chondrichthyes; Rhinopristiformes; Pristidae. The transcript is spliced from 20 exons.
AUGGCGACGGGAGUGAGCUGGGCAGAUCAUGCUGCCAAAUGCAACGGCUCGAAAGCAACUCUCGCGGACCCGGCGCUGCACUACGACCACGAUAUGCAUUUGAAAAUGAGUAAGAAGAUCGCCCAGUUAACGAAGAUUCAUGUGCAGAUCAAGAUGGCUGAAGGAAGUGGUGGGAGUAGACAGUUGUAUGUCAGCAGUGGAAUAAAAAUACUGCAGGUCUUUGAAAAACUUCAGAUGGCAGCAUAUCAGCAGGCUUCGGGUUCCCACACAGAGGUAGUGAGGGAGCCCCAUGCCACAGCCUGCUAUCCCAGAGCUGCUGGCGGAGUUAUCUCCAGAGUAGGAGAUGUAGACACUGCCUACAGCAGUGGAAGAGCAUCCAUUGUGCCAGGGCAUCCAUCCUCACAGAGCACCUGCUCAGAUACUGGCACCAUAAGGGAAGAGGUCAUAUAUGCACUAAAUACCAAAAGUGAUGAGCAUGAGGCUUCCCUGCAGGCAAUUAAGGAAGCUCACCAGGAGGAGAUCCAACGCAUCAUUGCUGAGACACGGAGUAAGAUCUUACUGUAUAAGAGCAGAGUGGGGGAGGAAAUGGAUUUGCGACAUCAAAUUCAGUCCCUUGAGGAUAUCCUGGAGAAACACAAGAAAUCCAAGGAAGAGGUCUUGGCACAGUUUGAGGUUUACAAACAGCAGGCGGCGGAGCGGGAGAAGAACAUGGAGAGAGAACACGCAGAAAGAAUAGUGGCACUGUCAAGGGAGAUGCUUAAUAUUAAGAAGGAGUUUGAGAGCAAUCUGCAACACUUCAUGGAAAUUCAGCGCAGGCUAGAGCACGACAAACAGUCGUUUAAAUUGGAAGAGAAGCACAAAAUGGAUAUCCAGUGCUUGAAUCAGGAGCUGGAAGUCCUAAAGUCAGAGAAAAUGAGACUAACCACAGAAUUUGAGAAAAAAGUAAGUAAGCUGCAAGUCUCGCACCAAAAGGAACUGGAAACUUUGAAAAAGGCUCUGCAACAGUCAGUAACUGAGACGUUGAAACAGUGGCAGACAGGACAGAAGAAGAGCCUGCAAGCUCAGGAGGUGGCUCUACAGCUAAAGCUGAAGAAACUGGAGAGCGAUAUGGAAAUCAAAGACCAAAUGAUGCAUGAGUCUAAAUCCCAAUGUCAGAAAUUGCAGGAACUGCUGAAUACUGCAGAGCUCAAAAUCCAGGAUUUGGAAAAUCAACUUCAAAAAGCAGAUAAUAAAUUGGCAACAUCAAGUGAAAAUCUGCAAAAGAUGGAAGAUGAAGCUCAGCUUUUGAGGGAGAAACUUUUAGAACAGAAAGCUGAAAUACUGCAUAAAACAGAUGAGAACAAGGAUCUGUCCCAGUCCAAACUCAGUGCUUUGGCCGAGCUGGAUGACUUGAAGAAUCAGGUGUCAGAGCUACAGCAACAGAUAACAGUAUGGGACCAACAGCAGCAGGGAAAUAAAGAUGUUGAGGCUGAACACAGUCAGCAACUAACACAGGUUAUUGAGGCUCUUACUCGUGAAAAGGAGGAACAUCAUAAAAGGCAUGAAGAGGAGCUGAAGAAACUGAAGCGAGUGGCAGAAGAGGAGAAGCUUCGUCUGAAGGAGCAGCUAAUGAAAGGAUUGGAGGAGCUGGUAAAGAAACAUACCACUGAGAUCAAGGCAGUACAGACCUCGAUGGAAUUGGAAAGGAAAAGACUGCAGAAGGAGCUACAAAAUCAGUUGGAUGAAAUUAACAUCAAGGUCGAGAAUGAAAGGCAUCUGCUAGAGAAAGAAAAGGAGGUACUUUACAAUAGACUCCAGGACUCUCUGCAGCAGAUUUCUAGGAUGGAAAACUUAAUGAAACAGAGAGAUAAGGGCAUAGAACAACCUGACCGUGACUGUACACAUUUGCAAGCAAGUCAUGAAAGCUUACUGAAGGAUCGGGAACAGGCGUUCAACCAGAUAUCAGAGCUGCAGGAGAAAUUGAAAAAGCAGAAAGAACAGCAUGAAGCUUUGGUUUCAUCCUUGCAAAAAGAACACCUUCAACAAACACAACAGUUAGAGGUGAAGUGGAAAGAAAAAGUACGAUGUGACAGUGAGAAGCUGCAGGAAAGGCUGAAGAGAGAACAUGUAAGUGACAAGCAGUCUGCUCUGGCUCACCUGCAGCAGGAGAAAGAGCAUGAGAUGGAAACCCUGCAGAAAAAGUGGAAAGAAACAACAGGAACGCUUGAAGCAGAGCUUGCAUGUGCGAAGAAGAACUUAGAACAACAAAUAAACGCUUCCCAAGCUGCAGUCCAGUUGCUUCAGUCCCAACUGAAUGAAGAAAAGGAAACUCUCCUGCAGAACGUUCAGUAUGUCACCUCGCUAAAUCAGGAUCUUAAAUCCCAGCUUGAGACCCUAAAACAACAAGCCCUCAAAAGUGAGGAGAGGAGUAAACAGCAGGAGGAUAAUUACCAGAAUCAGCUUAAAACACUGACAGAGGCUGUACUAACGUCCCAGAGAGAAAUAUCCGAGCUGCAGAAAGAAAGGACACUCCUUCAGGAUAAUGUGGAAUGGCUCAACAAGGAACUGGAAUUAAAGAAUCAGGAAGCCAUGCAGCAGAGAAUUAAAGAGGAGCAUCACAAAUCACUGGAAGAAGAGCUGAAGGCAGAACAUGAAAAGGAAGUCAAUUUGCUGAAACAAAAUCAUUUGAAAGAAAUCCAAGGCAUUGUGUCUGAUUUCAGCAGCUCCCAAACCCGUCUCCAAGCAAAAAUAGUUUCCUUGGAAACUGAAUUGAAAGAGAUAGAAGAAAAAUCACAAAAGCAUGAAUCCAAACCAGAAGAUUUACACCUCAUUAAUAAGCUUCAAGAUAAGCUAUCAGAAAGUGAUCAGGUUACUAAAAGACUCCUGGAUGACAGGAGGUUUCGGCAAAUAGCCUUGGCAAACAGUGAAAGUAACAUCAAUAGAUCUUUUGCCAGAAGUCCUAUACCUGGAAGCUUCACUCCUACCAUGAAGAAAAAGAGAACGGAAGAUAUGCCGGUCCGGGUGGUCAGUGUUCCAAACCUGAGUUCGUAUGAGAAAAGCUUUCUAAGCUCUGAAUCAAGUUCAAUCAAUAAGUUUCCUGCAAUGACUAAAUCUCCAAGCCUGGACCAAAAUCUUAACAGCACAUCAAGAAUAUUUCUUCAGCCUUUACAAGUACAGCCAUCAAAACCAGCCCCAAGAGACAGUUCUGAGACAGUUCUAACACUGUUGAAGAAUGUACAGAAAAAUGAGGCACAGAAUGAUUACUGCUCAAGUCAUGUGGGUGCCAGCCAGGAAUUACUGGGCAAUCGAUACUUACAAUAUACUGCUAAUGUCACAAAGUAA